Molecule: messenger RNA, 2420 nt
Organism: Parasteatoda tepidariorum (common house spider)
Lineage: Eukaryota; Metazoa; Arthropoda; Arachnida; Araneae; Theridiidae
Gene: Dhrs4
Product: Dehydrogenase/reductase 4
Molecular function (GO): carbonyl reductase (NADPH) activity
Source: RefSeq, a predicted model, not a curated record
CGGGUUUUGCAUCGUAUAUAAUUUGAUUUCACUGAUUCGAGCUCUCGUAUUUCUUGUGUACUUGUACAUUUAGAGCGAAGAGGAAGUAAAAAAGAAUUACUUUUGAUUGAUAUCAAAUUAAAUCUCUUAAAAUUGAGAUAAAAUCCCUCCUCCUCUUCUUAACUUACGUUGUUAUUACUUUCAAUUUCUGGAAAUAAAUUUUUUUCUAGUAUGAUUUAAAAAAUAGAAAAUUUUUCCUCAACCUUAUCUAAUCAUCUACUUAUCAUACUUAAUAUACAAUAGAGAUAACGUGAUUUUAAUUUCGUUAAGCUGAAAUUCCUUGUAUUAUUGAGGAAAAAAUCGGAAAUGCUUAGAAAUUUAUGUCUAAAAUUGCGUGUUUUUAGCAUUGAUUCAAAUAUUCUGCGAAACAUGUCCCACUCAGUACUGAAACUAUCUGGUAAAGUUGCUGUUGUUACUGCAUCGACUGAAGGCAUUGGAUUUUCAGUUGCAAAGAGAUUAGCAACUGACGGAGCUGCAGUUGUCAUUAGCAGUCGCAAGAAAGAUAAUGUUGAAAAAGCCUUGGAUCAAUUAAAAUCAGUUAGUUCAAAAAUUGCGGGCAUUCCAUGUCAUGUUGGUAAAGCAGAAGAUCGUAGACGCUUACUGGAUUUUGCAAAAACUACGUUUGGGGGUGUUGAUCUAUUAGUCAGCAAUGCAGCUGUCAAUCCCACCAUGGGUCAUGUCCUGGAUACUUCUGAAGAUGCAUGGGACAAAAUAUUUGACAUAAAUGUCAAAUCAGCUUUCUUGCUGACCCAAGCUGUUCUUCCAUUAAUGGAAGAACGUGGAGGAGGGUCCAUUGUUUACAUGUCUUCCAUUGCUGGACUUAAUCCUAUGAAUAUACUUGGGGCCUAUUCUGUUAGCAAAACAGCAUUGUUAGGUUUGGCAAAAGCUGCAGCAACACAGUGUGCUCAGAAGAACAUUAGAGUGAACUGUGUUUGUCCUGGUAUAAUAAAAACUAAGUUCAGUGAGGUGAUGUGGUCCAAUCCCUCUUCUAAAGAGGUUCUUGAUCAAGCUAUUCCAAUGAAAAGAUGUGGAGAACCUGAUGAGAUUGCUGGGAUGGUGUCAUUUUUGUGUUCAAAUGAUGCAUCGUACAUUACUGGAGAGAAUUUUGUUGUUGCUGGUGGAUAUUUCUCACGUUUAUGAGCCUGUUUUUUUGUAUUUAUGAUGUUUGUUUAUAUAAAUUAGUUAAAUUUUGUUAUAAAUUACUGGUUGUUUAUAUUUGAUUUAUGUGUUGAUAAAAUUUUCUUGGCAAGUUUGACAGGUAAAAUCCUAGUAUAGCCCACCUUUUGGUGACUUUUGGAAAUCUUGCCAAGUUGGAGAUUAUUACUGGGAUCAAUGUUGCUGUUUGAUUAUUAAAAAAAUAAAAAUUUAAAUUAAUAUAAACUUAUUAAAAUAUUUUUUAAUAGAAUAAAAAUAAAUUACCUUUACUCUGAUGGCUUAAAUACAUCUUUUCUUAUCAACCAGUAACAUACAAAAAAAAAAAUUUAAUAAUAAUGGCAAUAAAUGAAAUAACAUUUAAAAAAUGAACGAUGAUUCUAACCGGAAGAGAUCAGAAGCAUAAAUGGCGAAAAAAUAAACCCAUUACCUCUUUUCUAACGAAAUCCAACUUUUGCAUAGGUGUACAUAUCAAAUAACCAAUCAGGUUUAAGAAUGUUGGUGGUGUGAUCGGACAAUCAAAAUAAUCUCCCUGAAAUAUCUUCUGGAAACCUAGUUUGGCGAGAUUUAUAACAAUUUCCACAGGGUGAGCUAUUCUAGGAUCCACCCGUUAGACAUGCAUUUUGAGAAAAAAUUUACUUGAUUUAGGUUAACUGAAUUACUUUGUUUCUAUGGAGAUGGUAUAUAUUUAUGUAACACAAUGUGUAAGGCAAAAUUAACUAAAUAUAAUUAUAACAAAUGGUGAAUAGAAAAUUGUCUGUCAAUUACCAAUUUUUUAGUGGAAAUGCACCCCAUGUUUUUUAUGUCAUUUUUAAAAAAUAUGGAUUUAUUAUAAGUAUUUUAUAAUAUUUUGAGAAUUAAAUUAUUUACUUAUAUCUAAAAAAUUUUCUCCAUUUUACUAAUGAACUUAGUAAUGUUUGUUGACCAAUAUUCUGCUUCAAAAGGAAAUUCCUUAUAUUAUUUAAGUCAACAAUUUUUUUAAUUACUUAAAUUUUAUCAAGAUAUUUUCACCAAGUCUCUCAAUAUGUCAAUUUUUUUGGUACUACAUUUUUGAGAGGUAUUAAAAAAAAUCACUUGUUUACAGAUAUAACUGUGCCAACUCAUAACAAAUAUAAAUGCUUUUAUGUUUGACAUAGAAGAUGACAAAGAGAUGUGUACUAUUUUGAUUUGUUAUUUUUAGCAUAUUUGACAUAUUUUGUACGUUGAUAAAUAAAAUAUUUUAUUUUCAA